CGAAGCGUGAACACCACAGCACGACCACUUGCUCAGUCAACAUUUUGAUAUUUCCUUUUGGCGACAACCCACAGCAGCAACCUGCAGCAGAACGCAUUCCAGCCGGCCGACCACAACGACCGCACCUGCUGUGAGCACUGGCAGUUGAAAGGCCUGGAUGGCGGGAACAACAUCGAUGUGGCGACCCCAGCUCCCCAUGUCGGCUUAUAAUUAAAGAGACUAGCGCCGUGCCAUCCCCCCCAUGCUCCUUCUGGGAGCAUCGCAUCGCCCACAUCGCCGCCUGUGAUUCCACUCCUGAUUCCCACAACCUCCUCACACACUCGCUUGUUUUUUUCGGUUGCUCUGGUGCCGCUCCCCCGUUCAUCGCAAGUAUUUGACUCCGUUCCCCAGACCGUAUCCAUUAGUUACUCCGGAUUCCCGCCCAGUCAGUCGUUCAUUCACCAUCUCAUCCUGGUAUAAUCCCAGCCUUCCAGAGUUGUAUGAUACCACCCUCUCGUUCAAAACUACAUAAAAAAAAAAUCUCAUCCCGUCCGACCGCCAUUCCUCUUCGCGACGCGCUCGAUUCUCCAUCGUAAUCCACCAUAAUCAAUCGCCAAAAUGAAGUCCUUCUUCCUGCCCGUCGCCGUCCUCGUCUCGGCCGCCAUGGCCCAGACCACCAGCGUCUGUGGUGCCGACUACAUAGUCGAGGCCUGCCUCGGCUCCGAGAAGGCGAAGCUCGCCGCCUGCGGCCACAGUGACUACGACUGCUCAUGCGCCGCCUGGCAAGCUAUCCUCACCUGCUACAACAACUGCCCCAACGACUCUCGUCUCCACUCUGACGUCGGCCAAAAGGACAUCUUCUGCGGCCACGCCUCCCAGUUCCCUUCCAAGGCCACCGCUGCCCCUUCCGCCUCCAAAACCAACAACGUCACCCCGACCCAGACCCCAAAUCAGAACCAGGUUGAGGAUGACGCGAGCAACACUGACGACGAGUCCGGCACCUCCACCUCCACCAGCUCCCCAGCCACCAACACCAACAGCGCUGCGUAUCUCGCCCUGAACGCUGGCGGUGUCCUCGCCGCCGUCGCCGGUGUUGUUGCUGUCGUGCUCUAAGCGAGAGGGAAAGUUUGGCAAGCUAUUUGCCGGGUGUUGUGUGGUUCUUUUUGAGGAAAGCCUUCUUUGGAAAAGUGGAAUCUGUGAUCCGAGCUUCUUUUGGAUAAUCAUCUGGCUUGGAUUACGCAAAAGUUGAGACUGGCAUUUAUUUGCGAUUUUCAGCUUUGGCUUUGACCGCCUCUUUGAGGGUCAGGCUCCCAUUUUUCUUCCUGGAUUCAAGUAAUGCUUAAUUUUUUGUGUGUGGUGUUAGCGUUAAUGGCUUUGAAGAUAGUAAUGAACUUGGGUUGUUAUGUCGGUCGAAGA
Podospora bellae-mahoneyi is the source of this 1395-nucleotide messenger RNA. RefSeq lists its product as uncharacterized. The transcript has 3 exons. Bases 598 to 1092 code for a protein of 164 amino acids. The record is from RefSeq and is a predicted model, not a curated record. NCBI's taxonomy places the organism in Eukaryota, Fungi, Ascomycota, Sordariomycetes, Sordariales, Podosporaceae.